GUGGAGUUGCCCAUUUUCUGACCCCAUUUCCGUUUCUUCACCUGGUGAUGUCACCACAGUGGGCGGAGCCGGGAAUGAAUGGAUUUUUCCUGUUUCAGAUAAAGAAGAGACAGCAGACGGUUUUCUCCAUAUUGGACUCCCUGAAGAUCCCACAUGAAGGAGAGGGACAUCGCCGCCAACGAGGAAAACCGGAAGUGGAUGAGGGAGAAUGUUCCGGAAAACUGCCGGCCGGCUAGUGGGGUUCCUCUGCCCCCCCAGAUCUUCUGCGAUGACCAAUACCUGGGGGACUAUGACGCUUUCUUUGAAGCCAAAGAGAAUAACAACCUUUAUAAAUUUCUGGGCCUGACUCCUCCCGCCGGAUCAAAGGUGAGAACUUUCCCAAUAUUUCCCUAG
This is a messenger RNA of Staurois parvus, 393 nucleotides long. NCBI's taxonomy places the organism in Eukaryota, Metazoa, Chordata, Amphibia, Anura, Ranidae. The record is from the annotation of a GenBank genome assembly.